Cotesia congregata is the source of this 1509-nucleotide messenger RNA. The record is from the annotation of a GenBank genome assembly. Lineage: Eukaryota; Metazoa; Arthropoda; Insecta; Hymenoptera; Braconidae.
AUGUCAGAACCUCAGAAGAAAAAAUUAAAAUCUUCUAGUUUGUUUGAUAAAUUUAAUGACAACAGACAGAAUGCCGCAAGUUCAAUUUUGGAUUUUAAAUUCAACAAAAAUCGCGUUGAAGUUCUGUCGUCAGUCGAUGCAGUCGCUAAAAAUUCAAAGGGAAUUCUCUACUGGAUGUUUCGUGAUGGCCGAGUUCAAGACAAUUGGUCAUUUUUGUUCGCCCAAAAACUGGCUUUGAAAAACAGACUACCGCUUCAUGUUUGCUACUGCAUUUUGCCUAAAUUUCUAGACGCAACUCUUAGACACUACAAAUUUCUAAUUGAAUCUCUGGAAGAAGUUUCAAAUGAUUGCAAGGAUCUCAAUAUAAAUUUCCAUCUUCUUCAUGGCGUGCCCAAUGUCGUAGUUUUAGAUUUAAUUAAAAAGCACAAAAUGGGCGCUCUUGUUGUUGACUUUUUUCCGCUGCGAGUUCCGCUUGGUUGGGUUGAAAAUCUUAAAAAUUCAAUUCCUAAAGAUGUGCCUUUAUGUCAGGUGGAUGCGCAUAACAUAGUGCCUUGCAAGGUCGCGUCGGACAAACUAGAGUACGGAGCCAGAACAAUAAGAUCAAAAAUAAACACAAAAUUACCCGAGUAUCUAACAGAAUAUCCUCCGCUGAUCAAGCAUCCCCAUGACAGUUUAUUCGAAAUACCAACCAUUGACUGGAAAAAUGCCUUGAAGGACGUGGAGAUCGACCUUACUGUCGACAAAGUUGACUGGUGUAAGCCAGGAUACAGAGGAGCUCUGGCUGAAUUGGAGUCAUUCAUAAAAAAUCGUCUGCCGCAUUACAACACCAAGCGCAACGACCCAACUCAAGAUGCUCUGAGCAAACUGUCCCCGUGGUUCCACUUCGGGCAGAUAUCUGUCCAGCGGGUGAUCCUCGAGGUGAAGGAGUACAAAAAAAAGUACAAAGAGUCUGUAGAAAAUUUCAUGGAAGAAUCGAUAAUUCGUCGCGAAUUGAGCGAUAAUUUUUGUUUCCACAACAAAAAUUAUGAUAAAGUUGAAGGAACCAACGCCUGGGCUAUUGAGUCGCUGAACCAGCACAGAAAGGACAAGCGAGAGUACCUUUACACCCGCGAUGAGCUCGAGAAGUCUCAGACCCAUGAUGAUUUGUGGAACGCAGCGCAGAACCAGAUGGUCAGAGAAGGAAAAAUGCACGGGUUCUUGAGGAUGUACUGGGCCAAGAAAAUUCUUGAGUGGACUCCGUCACCGGAGGAUGCUCUGGCCUGGUCAAUUUACCUUAAUGACAAGUACAGCAUGGAUGGAAGAGAUCCUAAUGGAUAUGUUGGCUGCAUGUGGUCUAUUUGUGGUAUCCAUGAUCAAGGCUGGAAGGAAAGAUCUGUGUUUGGUAAAAUUAGGUACAUGAACUACAAAGGCUGCGAGAGAAAGUUUGAUGUUAAAGCUUUUGUUAGAAAGUAUGAUGGCAAGAUUGUUAACAAGAAAAAUGACAUAUCUAAAAUUUUUAAGAAGAAAUAA